Chelonia mydas (Green sea turtle) is the source of this 4965-nucleotide messenger RNA. RefSeq names its product N-acetyltransferase 9 (putative) (gene NAT9). Gene Ontology annotation, molecular function: N-acetyltransferase activity. The coding region runs from base 7 to 747 and encodes 246 amino acids. The transcript has 7 exons. Gene Ontology annotation, biological process: protein acetylation. The record is from RefSeq and is a predicted model, not a curated record. Lineage: Eukaryota; Metazoa; Chordata; Testudines; Cheloniidae.
GAUUGGAUGCGCUGGAUCACGUGCGGGAGGACGGGGCCGUCCGGCCGCACUCGACUCGGUGGCACCCGUAGGAUGGCAGCGGAGUCGUUUCUGCGCAUGCGCUCUAGGUUGGAGACUAUGAAGAUUAACCAGAACACAGUCUUACAGGGGAAAAAGGUGACCCUGGUACCAUACACCUCUGCUCAUGUAUCCCGGUACCACGAGUGGAUGAAAUCGGAGGAGCUACAGCGACUGACCGCAUCUGAGCCACUGAGCCUGGAGCAGGAGUAUGAGAUGCAGCGCAGCUGGCAGGAGGAUGCAGAUAAAUGUACGUUUAUUGUACUGGAGACCGAGAGGUGGUCUGGGCAAGCAGGUACCGAGGAGGACUGCAUGGUGGGGGACGUGAACCUGUUCCUCACAGAUAUGGAAGAUCCAACAGUGGGAGAGAUAGAAGUCAUGAUUGCAGAGCCCAGCUGCCGUGGCCGAGGGUUUGGCAAGGAGACAACUCUGAUUAUGAUGUUUUAUGGAGUAACAAAGCUGGGAAUUACCAAAUUUGAGGCUAAGGUUGGACAGGAAAAUGAAGCUAGUAUCUGCAUGUUCAAAAAGCUUAAUUUUAAGGAGGUUGCCGUGAACAGGAUCUUCCAGGAGGUGACAUUGAGACUGGAUGUGAAUGAGCAGCAGAAACAGUGGCUCCUGGAGCAAACCAAGCACGUGGAGGAGAAAAACUAUAGUGUGUUGAACCUACAGACUCGUGCCUCUGAGACCUGACAUCUCUUCCAGAGGCAAGCAGUCCACACCCCUGCUAAGUCUCCAGGGAGGAAGGGUUUGACAACAUUACUGAGUACAAGUAUGGAAAACACCUUGGGACCAAGAGUGAAUCAAACGACAAACUGAUUUGUUAUUACUCCACAUACCUGGUGUACCACCUGUGAAAUGCUGAUCUUCCACAGCAAACGUGACAGAGCAUCUACAGCGGCAUUCCUUUGCAAUAGUGCCUGGAAGCUGGGAUGGAUGAACCGAUGCUAACAGGUUAAGCAUAGAAGUACACCUUGGCUGGGAAUGGCCCUUUUAGUCACAAAGCUCCCUCUGCCCUGUUCUAGGAAGGGACUGUCUACACCUCCAGGGCCUAUAAACAUCAGUGAAUUGGCCAGCAAUGCUGUCAGUCUAUGGAUGAGCAGAGUAGACUGGGUUCCUAGCUAAAACCCCACCAUCCGUAGCAGAGUUCCUAGUGUCACAAAUGGAGUCUGAGCCACGGGAGACUCUGGCCUGCUUUGUCACAUGAACCGACACAUACAAUGCGACUUAACGUGAUCUAGUAGGCAAAAUAGCUCAGUUGUCAUCCGUGGCUGGUAAAGUGGUGGUUACAAGAUUAAAAAAUAAAAAUAAAGUCAGUGGAUCUGCUAGACAAGUUGUUACUAUUCCAGGUACUGCGGGCACCAGGCUUUCCCCUCUUGGCUUUGUGCUUAAUCUUGGUGUGCCACCAUCCACUUGUGCAUGUUCUAAGCCGUUGUGUAGCUCAUCACACUCUUGGCUAGUGUGAGCACAGCUUAAUGGGAGAGGCCGGUACAACUAAGAUCUGAGAGGGAUUGAGUGCCCUCCUCUCCCAUUGAAGUGAAUUUGUGUCGUGGGUACUUCAUAAAGGACACCUGGCUGACUUCCCUCGAGCCAGCCAUGGUAAACUACAACAUUUCUAAAAGGUUAGGAACUAACGUGCUAAACUGCCAGCAUGUAAAGAGAGCAAUCAAAGAGGAUGGAAUCAGAGUACUAAAUUACCUCUGUGCAUCAGACUUCAGCAGACGAUGAUUUUUGAUAGGUAGAAAUGCCUGUCUCAGUGCUGCUUGGUACGGGUACUGAAAAAGGGCCAUCGCUGUGACAGGGUAUCCAUAAAAAGAUGAGUGAGAAAAUUAAAUUGCACAGAGGAUGUAAAGAAUAAAGCAGCUGAUCUGCUACUAUGCUUAUUUAAAACCAUCUACAUUACAAGACAACCAGAGAAUGGCUAACCCAGAAGCCAGCCUUUAAGGAAGCAAUAAAUAAAACCAGUGGAACUGACUGCUGCAAGGUGGUGUUGACACCACUUAAGUCUCCAAACCAGGAUUAGUACUCAGGUGAACAAAAAGAACAUGCAUUCUGAUACCAUAGUAGUCGCUACUGGAUCCAAUCAGCCCACCUUGAUUAUCACUACAAAAGGUCCCCCUCCCCCGCUCUCCUGCUGGUAAUAGCUCACCUUUCCUGAUCACUCUUGUUACAGUCCGUGUUGUAACACCCAUUGUUUCAUGUUCUCUGUGUAUAUAAAAUCUCCCCACGAUAUUUUCCACUGUAUGCGUCUGAUGAAGUGAGCUGUAGCUCAUGAAAGCUUAUGCUCUAAUAAAUUUGUUAGUCUCUAAGGUGCCACUAGUACUCCUUUUUCUUUUUGCAAAUACAGACUAACAUGGCUGCUACUCUGAACCUGUCAUACUUUGAGGUGGUGUCCUUGAGGGUAAGUGGUUGCUAGCAACCCUCCUCCAUUAUUUGACUGUAAGCUUUAUAACUCAGCAAGGGAAAUCUGACUGGCUCCCCUAAUAGAAUUGUUUAGCCAUUCCAAAGAACAAUCAGAUCGUCACACAUUAGCAACAGGCACUAGGCAGCUACUCAGAGCUAAACUGGAUCAAGGGCAAGGAGGUAUAGUCAGUGUACCUAACACUCCCUCUUCAGAAAAGGCUGUUUGCAGUCACAGGCCAAGUCCCAGAGGGACCAGCAAUGGUUUGUUUCUGUUGUGGGGCAGGGUAGUAGGUUUUAACUGGCUUUUUUUUAAAAAUCAGUAAUUGUUGUUAUGUGGAAUUUUUAGUGCUGCUGUUUGUGGUGUUAGUCCUAGGGCUUUCUAUGCUGAUUUUAGUUCAUGUAAAUGCAUUUAUUCCUAUGACUAACAUUAAAACCAAGUGCAGCAGAAGUGGAUUGUGGCAUUUUAAUAAGUGAGUAAGUAUUUAGUGUGGAUUUUGUUAUAGCAAAAGCCAUGUGCAGUGUAGAAGUGAAGAGGAGCUUUACGUAUAGCUGGGAUUAAAUUUACAAGGGCUAGUAAUCGUCAUGCUGUUUGAUCACCAGCUGGAGUCAGGAAUGAAUUUUGUCUCCCUGGUACAAUUUUGCCCAAUAAGCCAGGUGCAUUAUGGGCUUUUCUCUGCUUCCACUAAACCAAUUGCUAUACACCUUUGCUACAGAGAGAAAUGGGAACUGAAUGUACUUGCACUCUGGGAUGCUAGUUUCUGUGUCUGGAUAGCUGCAUUUUUCUCCCUUAAAAAUCUACUGCCUAGAAACGUUGUUUUAAAGGCGCCACUGCUUGCGGCAUGAUGGCAUUGAAAUAAGGUUUAUGCUGCUCUAGCAAAGUAAUGAAUGUGAUUGCUCUCAGUAGCUGGAUGGGAACUGCAUGUGUGUGAAUGAAGAAUUGUCUGCCUGAAGCUGGGCCUGUUCCUGCUGCAGUGAGAAGUCAAUGGCGUAGUGUUGCUAUGAGCAACGCUGGAACUAAACCCAACUGAAAUGGAUCAGGAAAAUAAUUUUAUUUUCAAACUUCUCUAUAGAAUUCUCCCAACUUUCUGAAGAGAGGCCUGGGCUGCUGGACAUUGUUGUAGAAAUGUAGUGGGGUAAAAGCCCUACUUUGAUUACAUUGCAUGGAGUGAAAGACUUUGAAUGGUGCUAAUUUUGUUCCUCCUCUGUGAUGCUGAAGUGGGCUAAGGCCUGUACAUGGGGUCUGGCAGCUAGUUGAAGUCCAACAUUAUAUUCUAAUAGAAAUGAGUAACCCUUGACCCUAUAAAUGGAGCCAUUUCAUCCCAUCCCUACCACGUUAUCUGUGUCAGGGGCAUUAUUAAAAUGAGACAGGCUCCAUAGUGGACAAAACCAGGGGGCAAUCUGCUGUUCCCAAAAGACCCAUUGGGGGUGCAUGGAAACGACCUAGGCCUGCAUGCUGCCCUCUACCUUACAACUGUUCCUUGUGCUGGGCCUGAAAUGGUGCCGGACCAGGGGGAGAGAAUGGCCUGCGGUUUGGUAUGCGUGUCACUAGAAAUUCUUCCCUCCUGCUCACUGGUGUCAAGGUCCUGAAGAUGCCUGCUGCCCUGUGUCUUGAGUUGUUCAGUCCUCACUUCUUGCUGGAUUGAGGGGCUGAGAACACAAAAGACUAAUGCAUCUGUGUUGCUGCUGGUAGCUGGGUUCCCUUAGCAGUACCUCACCCUGUCUAGACGUGCUAAUGAGACCCAGCCCCUUUCCCUGACUGGAGGCUGUGACAUGAAUCAUGAAUUUCCUCCUCUGACUCUUGGAGCCCUGCCACCCUUCACAAAAUCAUAUCCAAGUGAGAGUUAUGAGCAAAGAGAUGAUAAACUCUGAUGACAUCCUCUCCUGCCCAAGCAAGUGCUUUCACUGCAUUGGAAACAGAGCUGCAGAAAUGUAACUGGGGAUGAGGGACGGAUGCAGUUUACAGUCAACAGGGCAUUCAGAGGGUUGGAAAUCUUCCAUUUCAGCCUCCUGCUGGGCUUCAUCUAAGAGGUACACAACAGCCAUCCCUAAACACACUGCCUCCAGGUGAUGGGACCCAAGCUGCAAGGCAUAUAAAUCCAAACGAAGGAUUAGGGAUCAGGGUUCUUUGUAGUAACACGGCUAUGAUGUGUCACACCAAGAAAGUUAGCUGGGGCAGUGGGUUGUUCGGGGUAGGAAAUUUUGAUUUCUAGAUAAAGGAGUUGAGCGAGGAUACGGAAGGCCUCAGAAAGCGACCCUGGAAAAAAUGGGAACAGCAGCCGCGGCACAACCACGCCAAGGGCCAUGCUUCAGUGUCUACAGGAGGAACAGACUGGGGAGCGCACAGGACACAGUUCACAAAGGGGGAAUGAAUGGGCACUUGGCACUAAAGACAGGAAAUGCAACAGCCAGAUGCAAGUAGCAGACACAAAAACAGCUGUAUGGACAGACCAAUGCAUUCAACCAUUCUUGCCUUUAUAAUAAAUCUUUUAAUUUAGUUAGUUAAAUACA